Messenger RNA from Ananas comosus (pineapple), 1722 nucleotides. RefSeq lists its product as uncharacterized. The transcript has 8 exons. NCBI's taxonomy places the organism in Eukaryota, Viridiplantae, Streptophyta, Magnoliopsida, Poales, Bromeliaceae. The record is from RefSeq and is a predicted model, not a curated record. Gene Ontology annotation, biological process: phosphatidylcholine biosynthetic process. Bases 155 to 1276 code for a protein of 373 amino acids.
AAAUGAUGAAUUAUCCUUCUCUGUGAACUUCUAUCAAACGCCUCGGGUUCUUUCUCUUCAAAGCGCGCUCGACUCCGUUGUUAACCCUCGGAGAAGGAGAAUAAAAACGAAGAUUAACCAAGCGGAAUACGUGUUCUUCGUGGAGUAGAUCACUAUGUCGGAGUGGGAAUCGAGCCUCGACGAUGCCGAGCCCUUUCGAAAGGCGAAGCAAAGCAUCUCCGAUCGCUCCAAGAGAGUCGUCCAAACGAAGGAGAUUUUGACCAAGCAAGCUGAUAAGCUCGCCAAACAAGCCGAAGAGCACGAGCGGAUCAUAUUUAAGGUGACUCAUUUGCUCGGUGUGCUUGGUUUUGGUGCAUUUUGCUUUGUACUGGGGGCUCGACCACAAGAUAUUCCUUACGUGUAUUGCGUGUUCUAUGUUACGUUUGUUCCUCUACGGUGGCUGUACUAUAAGUACAAGAAAUGGCACUAUUAUCUCCUGGAUUUCUGCUACUACGCCAAUACAAUCUUUCUGAUUAUGCUGCUCUUCUUUCCGAAAAAUGAAAAGCUUUUCAUGGUUUGCUUUGCGUUUGCAGAAGGGCCACUUGCUUGGGCCUUGAUUAUUUGGCGCAAUAGCUUGGUAUUCAGCUCUCUGGACAAGCUUAUUAGUGUCCUAAUUCAUCUUUUACCUGGAAUUGUUUUCUUCACUAUUAGGUGGUGGAAUCCAGUGACUUUCGCUGCCAUGCACCCAGAGGGAAGAGCAGCUAGAGUGUCGUGGCCUUAUGUGGAGGACAAGUCAUACCUGUGGACUUGGCUGUUUGUCGUUCCUUUACUUGCCUACACUCUGUGGCAACUUCUCUAUUUCCUCGUAGUUGACGUACUCCGACGACAAAGGCUAUUGCGAGAUCCUGAAGUCAUGACUUCUUAUAGGGAGCUUUCGAAGAAGGCACAAAAGGCGAAUAACAUUUGGUGGAGGCUCAGUGGUAUGUUGGGUGAUCAGAACCGUCCGACCAUGUACAUACUGCUCCAAGCUGCCUUCACCGUAGCAACCAUGGCCCUCGCGGUCCCUAUAUUUCUCUCGUACAGGAUGCAUGUAAUUUUCCAAAUCUUCAAGGUAUCUGCCACCGUUUGGAAUGGUGGGAGCUUCCUUCUAGAUGUCAUGCCUAGGCAGGCAGUUCUCAAAGAGAAGAAGAAAUUGGAGAUGAAGCCCAUAAUAGAACAGCCACCGGUCCAGUCAUCCGCCGAUCCUUCUGUUAACCACCAAGAAGACCAACACACAUCUCACGAGCGACACGAUUGAUAGAUCUUCUGUGUCUUAUAGAAAUCUGUAUCAUCUGUUUGAUGGCUUGUUUUUCCCCCCGUUUGGCAUACAUACCCUUGCAAACAUGCGAAACCGUUCAAAUACCCUUGCAGAGUUGCACUUCUGUGCAUGUCCCUAAAGAUCUUGUUGAUUUGCAUCCUUGUACCUGCCAGUGCUGCAGAUGCGAAAGCACUCGUAAACCUGCAAAGCAGUAAGAUCUCAAGGGUGCAUGCACAAAUACUCAAACUUUGCUAGGAUAUUACAGAGUUUGCGUAUUUUCCAGGUAGUAUUUAUGCGAAAAAAGCAAACUUUUGGUUUUGUGAUAGUCAGAUAGAUAUAAAAUUUACACUAGAGACUGGUUUGUGGUAGCAUAGUUACAGUUACUUGUCAUUCUUGUUACUAAAUUCAAAAUGACUUUCAUUUUGAUGCAUUGAUUUGUUUGUAAA